Messenger RNA from Solanum verrucosum, 879 nucleotides. RefSeq lists its product as uncharacterized. The transcript has 2 exons. Lineage: Eukaryota; Viridiplantae; Streptophyta; Magnoliopsida; Solanales; Solanaceae. Gene Ontology annotation, molecular function: nucleic acid binding. Bases 1 to 879 code for a protein of 292 amino acids. The record is from RefSeq and is a predicted model, not a curated record.
AUGACAAAGCCAAGAUUAAUAAGGUGGGUGUUGUCGUUGCAAGAAUUUGACUUCGAAGUCAAAGACAGAAGAGGUUGUGAAAAUCAAGUGGAUGAUUACCUAUCAUGGUUAGAAGGGAAGGAGAAUGAUGAGCCUCAGGUAGACAUAAAUGAUAUCUUUCCCAAUGAACAAGUAUUCACGGUAACUCUCCAACAAACUCCUUGGUAUGCUGAUGUUGCUAACUAUGUGGUUAGUGGAUUAAUGCCAGAAGAACUGAACAAGCUUUUUGCAUCCGCAUUGAGAAAAUAUGGAGUGAGACAUAAAGUGGCAACUCCAUAUCAUCCUCAAACGAGUGGCCAAGUGACUGAUUGGUCUAAAAAGCUAGAUGAUGCUCUGUGGGCAUAUCGCACUGCCUACAAAACACCAAUCAAUAUGUCUCUGUAUCAACUAGUCUUCAAGAAGUCUUGCCAUCUACCGGUUGAAUUGGAACACAAAUCAUUAUGGGCAUUAAAGGCUCAAACCUGGACUGGGCAAAGACCCUCCAAAUGGAGAGUAGAUCAUCUAAAUGAAUUGGAUGAAUUCAGGUUUAGGGCUUAUAAAAGUUCGGCUACCUACAAAGAAAAGAUGAAGAAGUGGCAUGAUUCUCGAAUCCUUAAGAGGAAGUUUCGAGUUGGAGAUUGGGUGUUACUAUAUAAUUCUCGACUACUACUCUUUCCGGGAAAGCUCAAAUCCAAAUGGUCAGGUCCAUUUAGAGUAACUCGGGUAUUCACAAAUGGUACCAUUGAAAUCGAAGAUAAAGAAGGCCCUGCCUUCAAGGUGAAUGGGCAGCGCUUGAAGUUGUAUGUUGGAGAAUGCCAUGAAAUUUCUGUGAUUGAAGUGGUGUAUUUGGAAGAUGCUUGA